AUGAGCACUGCUUUGUUGAUAGAGACACAAAAUACGAUUGUGCUCAAGAACAGGAAGCACGGAUUGCCGAACAGCCACCGACCGACGUGUCAAGCAGCGCGGAGACGAUGGAUGAACGCGGUGAUAUUGAAAAUUGGCUUCAGUUUCCAAGGAUUUAUUGAAAGAGAUUAG
Messenger RNA from Caenorhabditis elegans, 171 nucleotides. RefSeq lists its product as uncharacterized. Bases 1 to 171 code for a protein of 56 amino acids. The record is from RefSeq and is marked reviewed. Lineage: Eukaryota; Metazoa; Nematoda; Chromadorea; Rhabditida; Rhabditidae. The transcript has 3 exons.